This is a messenger RNA of Alternaria triticimaculans, 324 nucleotides long. RefSeq lists its product as uncharacterized. The record is from RefSeq and is a predicted model, not a curated record. The coding region runs from base 1 to 324 and encodes 107 amino acids. NCBI's taxonomy places the organism in Eukaryota, Fungi, Ascomycota, Dothideomycetes, Pleosporales, Pleosporaceae. The transcript has 2 exons.
AUGGACAACUGGCCAAUACCCACUACCUCGGACCUCACAACCAACCCAUAUUACUACCUCGAACCUCACAUCCCCACAAAGAAAACGAUGCACAUCACCACCCCCCUCCUCAUCACCCUAGGCGCCCUCGCCUCCCUCACCAUGGCCGGAGAAGGCGGCGCGCCGGACCCUAACUGUGGCGCUCCUUUCUGUAAGCGCGCACAGGCUAUGGAGAGUAUCAGGGCGUCGUUGCUGGCUAAGGCUAGCGCUACUGCUACUGCUGUUCCUACUGCUUCUGUCGCUAGUGCUGGCGCGGAUGCGCAUGUGGAUGCGGAGGCGAAGUAG